CCUACUUCCCAGUUUCCAGCACCAAGAAGUCGUCCCACCCAAUCCCGAUCCCUCCGGUGGCAAUGGUAAAAGCCCCACCCGGGCGCCGAUCCGGUUUCCUACCCCCGGCCCCCUGCUGACUCUCCUCGAUUAAAGUACAGAGGGCCAGAACGAGAGAGACACCGAGUCAUCCCGAGUUGAAGCAGAUCAUCUCCAAUCUCCAUGCAGCGGGAGAUGGAGGAGCACAAUGGAUCGGCUGCUCCACAGGCUGGAAGAAGGGAAGCACUCUGCCAGGGAGAUGAUAGUUCCCAGGAUGCUCAAAUCCAGGGAUAUUCAGGAAUAUACCUUCCUGAGGACAUCUUGUGUCAUAUACAUUCUCUAAUGCCAAUGCGAUAUGCUGCUCGAGUUGCCAGCGUGUCUCGGACAUUUCUGCGUUCCUGGAGAUCCCAUCCAAGCCUUGCCUUCAGCAAUUUUGAUGAGGUAUUUGGUUCAAAGCGAUUUCCACGACCAGAGGAUGAGAGAACACGAGAUUUCAUCACCUGAGUUGAUGGCAUUCUGAAAAAUCACUCAGGCAUUGGCUUGAAGACAUUCAAGCUUCAGAUUUAUGACAUGAAGUAUGCACCUCGUGAUAAUUUAGACAGUUGGCUGCGGAUUGCUGUUACACCACAGAUUGAAGUACUCUUCCUAGAUCUGCGUUCAAUGAGUGCAAAGUACAACUUCCCAUGCUCACUUUUAUCUGGAGAAUCGCUUCGGUACCUUUUCCUUGCCUCUUGUAACUUUCACCCUGGAAUUGAACUUGGCUGCUUGAGAAGCUUAACAAGACUAUGGCUCCAUAAGGUGCACAUUACGGAUGGAGAGCUAGGGUGCCUUCUUUCCAAUUCUUUUGCUUUGGAGCAGUUAGAACUCUAUCAUUGUAGUAAAAUAAUUUGCCUGAAGAUACCUUGCUUGCAGCAGCUCCACCACCUCGAGGUGUUAAGUUGCGCUAAUCUGCAAGUGAUAGAGAGUAAAGCUACAAAUCUCUCCAGUCUUAGCUUUAAAGUUGACCUCCGCAUGCAACUCUCUCUUGGAGAAACAUCACGAAUCAAGAAAUUAUACAUGUCCUGUUCCAAAGUUGCAUUUUAUGCUCGUACUGAGCUAUUAUCCAGCAUGCGAAAUCUUGAAACUCUUACCUGUUCUAUACAUGAGGUAUAUACUCUUAAACUUCUUGUGACUAGAGUAGCGAAGUGCAUAUAAAUGAUAUUUCUGCAAGCAUUCAUUUGGAAUAUAACAAGACGUGACCUCCUUUUGCAGGCAGUUGAUACACCAAUGCUGCCUAGCAAAUUCCUCCACCUCAAGUUCUUGAACAUUGUUCUUGACGGAGGAACCUUUGAUUAUUUUUCUCUGAUUUCCUUUUUAGAAGCUUCUCCUUCGUUGGAGACUUUUGUCUUGAGAGUAACCACUUGAUCUUCCGGUAAAGAUGUUUGUAACUGUGGUGGAACAGUUGAUUGAGAUUUGACUUUUUUUUUCUCUAGGUACUCCCACUACGUGUGGAGUGUCUCUCGGUUUUCGAAGAUCCCUCAGUUCUAAGGACGAUGCCAGAGCAGUGCCAUGUCAAACUCAGGCGUGUGACAAUCAUCAACUUCUCUUCUGCCAAGAGCAUGGUUGAGUUAGCAUGCCACAUUCUCGAGUCUACUACUUCACUGGAGCACCUUACAUUGGACACCACCUUUGGUAUCCGUAGAUGCUCUGACAACAAAUCUGCCAAAUGCUUGGGGAUGCGCAGGGAGAGGCUUGUGGAAGCCCAAAGAGCACUAUUGGCUGCCCAAACUUACAUCAAGCCAAAAGUUCCCUCCACAGUUGAAUACAAUAUAUUGGAGCCUUGCAGCAGAUGCCAUGCUGUUGAGCCUUAAGAGUCAAAAAUUGUCAUACCUAAGUUGCAGCCUCCUUAGCAUUUGCAAUAUCUCCUUAUCAUUUGGAAUCUCUAUGUUAGCAAA
Messenger RNA from Setaria italica (foxtail millet), 1952 nucleotides. RefSeq lists its product as uncharacterized. Lineage: Eukaryota; Viridiplantae; Streptophyta; Magnoliopsida; Poales; Poaceae. The record is from RefSeq and is a predicted model, not a curated record. Bases 202 to 522 code for a protein of 106 amino acids. Gene Ontology annotation, molecular function: protein binding. The transcript is spliced from 3 exons.